AUGGCUACGUUUGGAGCCAAAUGUGACUUGGAUGCCAAUCUAUCUUUUCAAACUGGUCAACAUCUUCAGGGAUCAUCAACGGGUGGCAAAGCUGGAUUCCAUCACUCAUUUGGGCCCGGUACCGAAACUGUGGUGCUCGGGGGCAGGCCUGCGAUGGCACCCACGCCAAUUGUUGGCGCGGCGUCGAAUGAAUUAAGCGAGCUGGCUGCUGGGGGUAGCGGCGCUAACGGCACACGGACUAUCACUGCAUCGUCGUCGAAAUCUGAGAAGCCUGCCUCGUCCUCUGCUGCAUCAAAACUUCACCGCACGUUCAACCAGCAUUGUAAUUAG
Molecule: messenger RNA, 330 nt
Organism: Puccinia triticina
Lineage: Eukaryota; Fungi; Basidiomycota; Pucciniomycetes; Pucciniales; Pucciniaceae
Exons: 2
Coding region: 1-330 (109 amino acids)
Source: RefSeq, a predicted model, not a curated record